UCUACUCUAAUAUUAGAAGCUGGAGGACAGACAACUAUGUAAAAAGAACAGCGUAGUUCUGCCAAACACUUUCAAAUUCCCAGAGUGAUGGAAAGCACAGCAGCUGUUAACCCUCUCACUAUCUCUCGCCCUCUCUCUCUGCCGUCUUCCUCUUUUUCCAUCUCCUCCUCACCUCUACCUAUCCCCCCAUCUCCCUCUUCUCCCUUUUUAUCACAGAGCUCUGGUUUGAGGUUCCAUUAUGUAACCAAGGGAGACAGCAGGAAGCCUCUAAUGCUCUUCCUUCAUGGAUUCCCAGAGAAUUGGUACUCGUGGCGCUACCAGCUGUGUGGGUUUAGUGGACAGUACCACACGGUGGCAAUGGACCUGCGUGGCUGUGGCGACUCUGACGCACCCUCCCAGCUAGAGGACUACUCUCUGGAGAAACUCUGUUACGAUAUCAGGGACGCCAUUGAUGAAUUAGGCCACACCAGUUGUGUGUUGGUGGGCCAUGACUGGGGCGGUAUGCUGGCCUGGCACUUCACGCUGGAGAGGCCUGAUAUGGUGCAGCGACUGGUCAUCAUGAAUGCACCGCACCCUGCCUCCUGGCUAGAUGCAGUGUUGAGGAGACCCUCUGAGCUCCUGCGCUGUGGUCAUGCCUGCUUCUUCCAGCUCCCUGCACUCCCAGAGUUCACUCUAUCACUGGAGGACUUCAAGUUGGUGCGUAGUCUGCUGUGUGGGGGUCGUGGUGGCAUCAGGAACCGUGCCCGCAGGUUGACUGAAGCUCAGCUCGAGGGGUAUCUCUACCGCCUGUCCCAACCUGGCGGGUUGACCGCACCCCUCAACUACUAUCGCUCACUACUCAGUAACGCCCUUUACAAGCACCAGGAAGUGGAGGUGCCGUGCCUGCUGAUCUGGGGCGAGGCUGACAGCAUCCUGGUAGAGGGGAUGUCUGGGGGCACCAGGCCCUACGCCCGGGGAUCCGUCACUUUGCACACCAUCCCUGGGUGCAGCCACUGGGUACAGCAGGACCAGCCGGAGACAGUCAACCAGCUGCUGUGGGAGUUCCUUCUGGAUAGGGAGAAGGACGUGGAGCGCUGCUCUGCACGGAGAGGUGCAGGCUGGGCCAUCAAGUGGACCAGAGAGUAAAUGGAUGGUGGUCCUGAACUGCUGGGAAUUUGGGUCGGGGCCAAUUCAGAAAGUAAACCAAAUUUCACAUUUUCCUCAUUGCAAAGCAUUGAAGAGAAUUGGAAUUUUUGUGUAUUCCUGAAAUGACUGGAAUUGAAAUAUAAUUGACCUCAACCCUGCUGGGAAUCACCACUAUAACCGUUUCACACUACUGAGCCGAGCAAAGCUGGCCUGGUUACGCAAUCACCAUUGUUGUUGGAACCGUGCUAGAAAAGACAAUAUCUAAGCCAGCACAGUAUGGUUUGGGUCAGCAGGAUUGUGUGGAAAAGGUUAUUGCGGUUUUGUUGUCUUUUUUUUUUGUCCACAAUUGUAAUGCGUUGUAUUUUAGGCCUCUCUACUAUUCUCACUGACUUCAGCCAGUUCAUAUUGAUACAGUGGCCCUGUCUCAACCUAUUGCCAUCAUAACUGUAUCAUGUUACCAAAGCAAACCCAGUCACCGCCUGGACAUUAAGACCACUGGCUCCAGACACAAUGUCCCGUACUGUAUCAACUGUCUACAUUUCCAAACUCAUGGAAAUAAAUGAGAUUCAAUCAUAUU
Molecule: messenger RNA, 1702 nt
Organism: Salvelinus namaycush (lake trout)
Lineage: Eukaryota; Metazoa; Chordata; Actinopteri; Salmoniformes; Salmonidae
Product: epoxide hydrolase 3
Exons: 6
Coding region: 88-1125 (345 amino acids)
Molecular function (GO): hydrolase activity
Source: RefSeq, a predicted model, not a curated record